UCAUGACUCAAUUAUUUUAAACAAUUACUAUUACUUUUAUCAGCACUGAUUAAACAUCUCUUUUUGUUCUGAUUUUCAAACACAAAGGAAAUUUAGAAGGCUUCAGCGAAGGUUAAGAUUUCUUUUAGAGAUGGCACCGAUUCGAAAAGUAGCGGUUAUUGGAGCUGGCAUCGUUGGAAGUUCAUCAGCAUUAAUUGCAAUAGAAAAAGUGCCAAACAUUGAAGUGACACUCAUAUCAGAAACAUUCAGUCCAUUCACGACCGGUGACGGAUCAGCAGGAUUAUGGAAGCCAUAUUUGUUGGGCAACGUUGCUCCAGAAAGAUUGAGAUUUUGGUUAACAAAAACAUUUAAUUUUCUUCAAGAUAUUUUUAUGUCUGAAAAUGCAAGUGAAUGUGGUGUAGGACUGUUACCAUGUUACGAGAUUUCUACAACUCCAUUAGAAACACCUACAUUUAAAGAUAUAUUUCUAGAUUGGAGGCCUAUGAAUUUAAAAGAAAUGGCUCUAUUUCCUUCUCGUUAUAAAUAUGGAGCUUUUAUGACUACUUAUUUUGCGGAAUGUACAAAACUUAUUCCUGAACUCCUCAAAAAAUUUAAAGAACGUGGAGGCCAAAUAAUAAAACAAAAAGUGGAAAAUUUUUCUGAAUUAUGUGGAAAGUAUGAUGUAGUGAUCAAUUGCAGUGGAAUAGGAGCUACUGGCCUCACACAUGAUCCAGAAUUGAAACCAAUAAGAGGACAGGUUAUCAGGGUCAAAGCUCCUUGGAUUAAAUACGCAGUAAUGGAUCCAGAGUUUUAUAUAUUACCAAAUGCAGAAGAAACCAUUUGUGGAGGCACGAAGCAAGUGGGGGAUUGGAACUUGGACAUUGUUCCUAAGGAUCGUGAAAGAAUUCUAUCAGGAUGCACAGAUCUAUAUCCUAGUUUAAAAAAAGCGCAAGUUGUUAGAGAGUGGGUUGGAUUAAGACCUGGUAGAAAUGAACCCCGCAUAGAAAGAGAAACAAUUAAGACUGUAAAAGGAACAAUCGAAGUUAUACACAAUUAUGGUCAUGGAGGAUCCGGUGUUACCAUUGGAUGGGGUUGCGCCCAUGAGGCUAUAACACUCUUAGAAGAUGCUCUGAACGAUAUCAACCUAAACAACAUACGUUCGAAUCUAUGAAAAGAGAAAUCUUAGCUAUCUAUUUUACCAAUAAAACUCAGAAAGCUAUUUUAAAUACAAACUGUUACAAUUAUUAGUAAAAAUAAAAGCCUUCAACUAACA
Parasteatoda tepidariorum (common house spider) is the source of this 1252-nucleotide messenger RNA. It is a transcript of the gene Daao2, whose product is annotated as D-amino acid oxidase 2. Lineage: Eukaryota; Metazoa; Arthropoda; Arachnida; Araneae; Theridiidae. Gene Ontology annotation, cellular component: cytoplasm. Gene Ontology annotation, biological process: D-amino acid catabolic process. Gene Ontology annotation, molecular function: FAD binding; D-amino-acid oxidase activity. The record is from RefSeq and is a predicted model, not a curated record.